AUGGCCACGCAGCCGUCUGCCAACUGCGGAAAGAGAAGAGUUAGCUCUCCUCUGGAGGAUCUCUCCCACCGUAGAGCGAGAAUAGAUUCUUCAAGCCGCACGUACAACAACUGGUCUGUCCCAGGAGGCGUUACACCGUCAUUAGAGAAUAUGGACAAAUUGCGAGAAUCAGCCACGGAAGCGUUCGAACCCCGAGCGCAGCAAGAGCUUUGCUCUUCAGAUGACUACAAUGAUAUGGGCUUCGAGCUCGAACUAGCAAUGAUUAGCGAAAUGCAGACACUGGAGAAAAAUUUGACAGCAUCAUCGAGCUCUACUACCGAUGAGCAAUUCCAUUGUGACGGUAUCGACGACGCCGCGCUCCAAACUCUCUUGGAGGAAAGCACGGGAGCAAUAGGAGAACAUCCCCCUUCAAGUGUAGUUCGGGCCUUUGAUGUCGAGUCAAGGUUUGCCGAAGACUACGACCCCAACCUACAGUUUUCCUCCCCGCAAACCAAUGAAAGCAAUGAGACAAUUGGUAGCUGUACCAGCAUCCAGUCUACGGAAACGGUUGAUUGGGAAGACAUUCGUCAGCAAGCCUCAAGCUCCCAGCAAGCAGUCAGUGAUGUUUCCGGCUGUGAGCAGACACCGGGCCACAGGGCUCCUCUAAAGCUUCGCAACGGCCAUUCUCUUCUCUCCCCGCAACCAUCCGCUCCCACGCCACAGGCCUCAUGGACAGCUGCCCCCGUCAAUAUGCGCUUGUUCAAUCCAUCCCGUACAUGUUUUCGACUUCGUGAAAUCACAGAGUCCAAGGCAGCCAUGAUGCAGCGCCAACCCCACGCUGUGUAUAAUGUCUUUGCUCGCGUGUUGUACUCUAGUCGAGAGAACUUCUUUCGAAGGCAACAUUUCCAACUACGGGACUUGCUAUCAGAGUCGCCGCCAUAUCUCACAGGAUCCCUGUUAGGCUAG
Messenger RNA from Metarhizium acridum CQMa 102, 945 nucleotides. RefSeq lists its product as uncharacterized. The record is from RefSeq and is a predicted model, not a curated record. NCBI's taxonomy places the organism in Eukaryota, Fungi, Ascomycota, Sordariomycetes, Hypocreales, Clavicipitaceae.